Molecule: messenger RNA, 1913 nt
Organism: Lobosporangium transversale
Lineage: Eukaryota; Fungi; Mortierellomycota; Mortierellomycetes; Mortierellales; Mortierellaceae
Product: S-adenosyl-L-methionine-dependent methyltransferase
Exons: 3
Coding region: 4-1425 (473 amino acids)
Biological process (GO): methylation
Cellular component (GO): mitochondrion
Molecular function (GO): nucleic acid binding; methyltransferase activity
Source: RefSeq, a predicted model, not a curated record
CAAAUGGGUUUGUCAAAGAUGCGAGCGACUAGCGAGCUAAUCAGGAAGUGGACCGAAGCUUUGGUACCCAUAUGCAAUCAUAGUAAAAGUCAUGCCGGUCAGGAAGUCAAAUGGCUUUUGCAACAUGCUCGUCAACAGGCUCGUUUAAUGAUCUCAGAAAAUGGAUCAAGAAACAAAGAAUCCAUGAUUCUGGAAACAGGGAAUAGUGAACCAGGUCUACAUCAUUCAGAAGGCUUGAUAGUGGCAUUGAUGCAAAGCUAUGUAGAACAGAGAGUCCAUGAAAGAAAGCCAUUACAGUAUAUACUUGGAACCCAACCCUUCAUGGAUUUGGAGAUCCUCACUAGGCCUCCAACAUUGAUACCGAGAUGGGAAACUGAGGAAUGGACUGCGCGCCUGGCGACUAUCUUAUCAAACGAGUGGCAUCUUUUCCAAGCUGAUCAAAAGAUACAAUGCUCCAUGUCAAGCUCUGUCCAGAAAGCCGCAGUAACAGUAGAUUGUUUAAAACCAGGACAUGGAAGCGGUACAUCCACAUCGCUUUUGUUCAACAUCCUUGACAUCUGUACAGGGUCUGGUUGUAUCCCUCUCGGUUUAGCUUCUGCUCUCCCCCAUAAGUCCUGCAGAAUCUUUGGCAUUGAUAUUCAUCCAAAGGCUGUUGAACUUGCUAGAGAAAAUGAAAUCAAGAAUCGCGCUUUCCUCAAGGGCAACAGUGUUUAUAUCCGUCAGGCAGACUUGCUUGCUCCUAAUGCCGUAAAGGUCUUUAUGGAUUUUCUCGAUGAGAAAACAGACCAACGAGGGCCGAAAGGACAGCAACAUUACGAACCUCAACAGUCAAAGGACCGUAAUGUACAAACUGAUCAAUGGAAUAGCACUGCCAUCCUAGCACACGACUUUGAGCCGCAUCCUCAUCUACCUUCAAAAAUGUCGUCAGUCGCAAGAUAUAAUCUUAUCGUAUCAAAUCCUCCUUAUAUUGCCCCCUCUGAACAUAAGACAUUGGAGCCUGAGGUGGCGCUUUGGGAAGAUGCAAAGGCUUUGUUGGCGGACGAUGACGGACUGAUGUUUUACCCUCGUAUAGCCCAUAUGGCUUUCGAGUUGCUUCAUGACCGUAAUCAGCUCCAUCCUUUUACUCCCUUGCCUUCCGAGCCACUUCUUGACUCAAUCUCCAAUAAUAUGCCCCCAACUUCCGUUUUGGCUAAACAAAAGGAAUUAAAUAUUCAAAGCAGUCAUAAACAAGAGACAGGGAAGGGACGGCAAUGGAGAAAUGGUCCUGAUUUGGACAAAGUUAGAAUCCCCGAACUGGUGUUGGAAAUCGGAGGUGACCAUCAAGUCCAGUCCGUUAGCAAUGCAGUUCGACAGGCAGGAUUUAGUCGGAUAGAAAUCUGGAAAGAUCUUGCGAACAGGGCAAGAUGUAUAGUAGGCGCUCGAUGAAGAUAGGUUUCUAAUGAGGGUAUUAUUUAAUGUAAAAGGGACGCAAGCUCUAUAUGUAAAACGGACGUAAGCUCUAAAUAUAAAACGCAACUGCUGCGGCCGUUACUAUGCUAUGUUCUAUUGCCCUUUUUUUUUUUUGUACAUGUUUAGUUGGGACUGGAACUGGAAACUGUAUCAUAUCCUCUUGGAUUGUUACGCUGCCAUCUCCAAAGAUCCAAGCACAUCUCGUCUAAGGUCUUUUCAGCCUUCCAGUUUAGUUCCCGGUUAGCCAGGCGAGGAUCUGCAGUCAAGUUUGGAACAUCGCCAGGGCGACGUUCUGUGAUGAUAAAAGGAAGCUCACGCCCUACAGCCUUAUUAAAGGCCUUGAUCAUGUCCAACACUGUGUACCCUGUGCCUGUACCUAAAUUAUAAGCCUUGCAACCAUAAAUCCCUGCAGCCUGUUCCUGUUCAAUCUUGUUCAAAGCGGCAACGUGACCCUGGGCCAAGUC